This is a messenger RNA of Pichia membranifaciens NRRL Y-2026, 2583 nucleotides long. RefSeq lists its product as hypothetical. Gene Ontology annotation, cellular component: cytoplasm. The record is from RefSeq and is a predicted model, not a curated record. The coding region runs from base 1 to 2583 and encodes 860 amino acids. The transcript has a single exon. NCBI's taxonomy places the organism in Eukaryota, Fungi, Ascomycota, Pichiomycetes, Pichiales, Pichiaceae. Gene Ontology annotation, molecular function: peptide binding; zinc ion binding; metalloaminopeptidase activity. Gene Ontology annotation, biological process: peptide catabolic process; proteolysis.
AUGUGUAGCGCAGUCAGUAACAGACGGUUUGAGGAUACAUCUUUGCACGAGCAACUUCCAAGAGACGUUAAGCCUGUCCACUAUAACAUCUUCUGCCACAAUAUUGACUAUGAAAAAAAUCUGUUUGAUGGAACUGCAACAAUCGACUUUGAGGUCUUCAGCAAAACUAAGUCCAUAAUUUUAAACCAAAAGUUUCUCUCUUUCAACAAGGUAGUGUUGAAGACCUCCAAGGGAGAAGAAGAAGUCGAAGAAGUUAUCAAAGAUGAUGCCAACGAAACUGUCGAAUUCAAGCUCAGCUCCGAGAUUGAUGCUGCAUUGAAGUCCGUACAAGUGGUUGUCGAUUACAGCGGUAUCAUUCGUACAGACAUGGCAGGAUUUUACACCUCCAACUACAAAAACGAGAAGGGAGAAACCAAGUACAUCUUGACAACCCAGUUCGAGUCCACCGAUGCUCGUUCUGCUUUCCCAUGUUUUGAUGAACCUAACUGCAAGGCCUCUUUCACCAUCUCCAUUGAAGUCCCAAAAGAUUUACAAGUUUUAUCUAACAUGCCAUUGGACAAAGAGGUUGUCGCAGACAGCGACAAAGAAAACAAGCUUUUCACCUUUUGUCAAACCCCAAAGAUGUCAACUUAUUUGGUCGCUUGGGCUAUCGGACAAUUUGAGUAUGUUGAAUGUACCACAACUCGUGACUACAACGGGUCAAAACUUCCAAUCAGAGUUUACACUAUUCCGGGGCAAUCGCAUACGGGUAAGUAUGCCCUUGAGACUGCACAGAGUGCAGUAGAUUAUCUCUCUUCCAUCUUUGAGAUCGACUAUCCUCUUCCUAAGUUGGAUUUACUUGCUGUUCCUCAGUUCGGUGCCAAUGCUAUGGAAAAUUGGGGUCUCGUCAUGUUCCGUUCAACUGCACUCUUGUAUCACCCAGAAAAAUCAAGUGCUUUAUACAAGCAAAAAGUUUCAUAUGUUGUCUCUCAUGAAAUCGCCCAUUCAUGGUUCGGUAACUAUUGCACCAUGAACUGGUGGUCUGAUUUGUGGUUGAACGAAUCUUUUGCAACCUACGUUGGAUGGUUAUGUGUCGAUAACAUGCAUCCGGAGUGGGAUGUCUUUACCGAUUUCAUUUCAGGUUCUAUGCAAACAGCACUCGAUUUAGACAGCUUGAAAAAUUCUCAUCCUAUUGAAGUUCAGGUCUACCACUCUAACGAAAUCGAUGAAAUUUUCGACGCCAUUUCAUACUUAAAAGGUGGCUCCGUUGUCAGGAUGGUGGCUGAAUCUAUCGGUGUUGAACUAUUUUUGAAGGGUGUUUCCAAUUACUUGAAAAAAUACUCUUUUGGAAAUGCAAAAUCUGAUGAUUUAUGGGACUCCGUCAGUGAGGUGUCAGGCAAAAAUAUUACUGAAUUGGUUGAACCAUGGAUUAAAGCGAUUGGCUAUCCGGCUUUGAAAGUCGUGAAAAACAAAGACGGUAAAACUAUUAACAUCACGCAACAAAGAUUCUUGGUAGAAGGUGCAACCAAAGUGGACGAUUCGAUCACAUGGUGGAUUCCGAAUAUUGACAAUAUGCUGACGAAGGAAAAGGUCAUUGAUGCUCAAAACUUCUUGAAAUUGAAUAAGGACACUGCUGGUUUUUAUAGAGUCUUCUAUGAUGAUGAGCUAUUUGAAAACAUUGUCCAAAACUUGGGCAAGCUUUCAGACAAUGAUAAAAUUGGAUUGAUUGCAGACACAAGUGCUGGAGCAAGGGCUGGAAUAAUCAAAACAUCACAGUUUCUCAAGCUUGUUAGUCAAAUGAAGAGUGAGACACACGUCUCCGUUUGGAAUGAAAUCAUUGAAAGACUCAACAUUUUAAAGAAUGCAUUUUUCUCUGAUGAAGAGAUUUCUGAAAAGCUGAUUUUAUUCUCGAGAGAUUUAUACAAGAACAAAUUUGAAGAGUUGAUCAAAUCUGCCAAUCUUGAUUUCAAUGGACAACGUUUAGCAUCUGCACUAUUUGAACAGGCUGGUAUUUCUCAGUUCAACGUUGCUGUUACUAAGGCACUGAGUAUUUAUCAGUCCAAGGACAUAAAGCCACAUUUCAAGCAAGCUGUUUACAGGAUUUUGUUAGCAAAUGCUGAUACAUGUAACGAUGAUGUGUUCAACUCUGUUUUGGCAGAAGUCAGAGAGCCAAGCACCAUCGAUGGACGUGAAGUUGCCCUUAGGUCAUUGGGCUCGAUUAAUAAAGUGGACGAAUACUUGCCAAGCAUUUUGUCACUAUUCUUCGACGGAAGUGUUCCUGAAAUGGACUACCAAUUCUUGACCAUUCCAUUAGCUUCCAACUUCAAAACGAAGGUCUUUUUUUGGAACUAUUUCAAAGAUAAUUACCCCAAAUUCAGAAAUGACGUUUCGAUGUGGACGUUGGACCGUGUUGUGAAGGGGUUUUUGCCAAAGCUUGUUUCUAAAGAUCUUGUCCAAGAUGUCGAGUUAUUCUUCGAGAACAAGGAUAACAGCGGUUACGAAAAGGGUCUAAGACAAAGUUUAGACAGCAUGCGUAACGAUGUUCGUUGGAGGGAAAGGGCGCGUGGCGAUUUACUGGCCUGGUUCCAAAGCAAUGGGUAUUGA